Canariomyces notabilis is the source of this 1437-nucleotide messenger RNA. RefSeq names its product proteasome-domain-containing protein. Gene Ontology annotation, molecular function: threonine-type endopeptidase activity. NCBI's taxonomy places the organism in Eukaryota, Fungi, Ascomycota, Sordariomycetes, Sordariales, Chaetomiaceae. The record is from RefSeq and is a predicted model, not a curated record. The transcript has 6 exons. Bases 287 to 976 code for a protein of 229 amino acids. Gene Ontology annotation, cellular component: proteasome core complex.
CCUCGUUAUCGAUAAUAUAGAUAAGAUAACUCAAUUUUUGAUGAUAAGAACGCUUGUAUCACCUUCACGUGACCCACCUCAGCCUGGGCCCCGGGGCCCAGGCGAGGCGCAUGCGUGUGUCUAAGCUGCCUUGAGCUUCCAACCCAAGCUCAACCCCAAGCUCGACGACAAGUAACCACAGUACUCCUCGGAACCCCCAAAUUACUCCCAGGCUCCGAGAUUCUUAGGCGACUGCGAUCUGUACACAGCCCGGAAUUACUCCCAACAAUUUUCCACUUUCGCGACAAUGGAGUUUGGCAAUUCGGGCUCGCUGAGCGAAGACGGUAUCCAUCUAGACAUGGACCGGUUGAAGAAAGGGGAGGUCAACCUAGGUACUUCGAUUAUGGCAGUGACAUUCAAGGACGGCGUUAUACUAGGCGCCGACUCUCGCACAACAACGGGAGCGUACAUUGCGAACCGCGUAACCGAUAAGCUCACCCAGGUGCAUGACACCAUCUGGUGCUGCCGCUCCGGCUCGGCCGCCGACACGCAAGCAGUUGCCGACAUUGUCCAAUACCAGCUAGGCCUAUUCGCCACGAUGAACGGCAAGCCGCCAACGACACAGACGGCCGCCGCCAUCUUCCAAGAGAUCUGCUACGCAAACAAGGACCGGUUGACCGCCGGUCUCAUCAUCGCGGGCUGGGAUGAGCGUCACGGCGGCCAGGUCUACAGCAUCCCGCUCGGAGGCUCACUGCACAAGCAACCGUACGCGAUCGGCGGGUCCGGGUCGACAUACAUCUACGGCUUUUGCGACGCCCAUUGGAAGGAGGGCAUGGAGGAGGCCGAGGCGGUCGAGUUUGUCAAGGGCGCGCUCAAGGAGGCGAUCAAGUGGGACGGCAGCUCAGGCGGCGUCAUCCGAAUGGUCGUCUUGACGGCCAAGGGCGCUGACAGGCACCUUUAUCUACCGGACACCGAUUACAAAGUUCGACACACGUGAGCUUGCUUUGAGUUUUAAGAUCGAGGAUAGGCCGGGUCUAGAGGGGCGGGAGUCCAAUUCGUGGACGUGUACCAUUAUACCAUUUGUCCUAGCUGUGAACACAGUGGAAUAUCAUAGAUCUGGACCAAGAUUGCUCAAGUAGGAGCUUCGCGGUUGCGGCCGUUCAGGGGCAUCUGGGGAUCCUAUCGCUGGGUACAUUGGGAAGCUUAUUGACCCGCAUGCACGAGGAAGGACGCGAAAGGCAGCCUCAGACUACUAGUAACGCAGCCGUAGGCGGGCAAGUGGCGUGUAGUAAAUGUUCUGCUUGGGGAAGAAGAGAAAACGGGCAGUGGUGAAAGCCCCGUAGCUGAGAACAGCCGGAAACAAGCUACAGGUUUGCUUCGUCUGUUCUUCUCGAUCACCUCGCUGACUGUCUCAAAAAAUACCCCAGGUGAGGGAAACUCGAAUCCCGAGAUGGACAC